UUCGCUUAGAAACUCACAGCAUGAUGAACAGAGGAGAAACAGAAGAUUUACAACGAACCCCUUUAAAUAUUUAACAAGCAUAGAUAAAGCCUGAUCACGCCCUGUAGUUGAUUUUGUUGUUUAAACAAAAAAAAUGUUUUUAAAAACUCUUGACAGUCUGACUAUAGAGUGCCGACUGUGCAGUACGGAUUCAUUUGUAGAAGCGGCAAGUUUGCAACACAUACAGAACAGGAAUAGUAAUUAGUAAAUACCGCCAUCUCAUUUUCGUCUGCAUAUCCUGAACGUGAAAAAAUUUGAAAGUGGAUUAAAGUAAAAACCUUGUCAAAGGUAUUUUCCCAAACUAAGUUUGUAGUUCUAGAUAACCUUCUACAGCUAUUAAUCUACGUGUCCAUUCAAGGGUAUUAAGAAGUUAUUGUAUCACUUUUCAUGCCUAUCUGUGGGUAAAAUACCUUCUGUGCGUCACAUAUUGUUGCGUUCUUUGCCCCCCUUCCAAGUUCCAAAGGUCAUUGAAUAAAACUGCCAUAUAAUCCAGAUGUAGAUACAGUGGCAGUGAACUUACAGUUUUAGUUGUAAGUGAACACCCAAGUAGAAACAAGCUAUAACAUUAUUAUUUGAUGCUUAGAAAUGAGUAUCUUAAAAUUCAAAACCAUCCUGCCCAAAUUGCCUUCUGGAUUUUUAAAGAAUACUUUACUGCCUACUAAAAGAGUCCCCUUGAAAAUAUUGUGCAAAUAUUCUUCUGGAAGUAACCUUCAGAUUCAAGAAAACGAACAUUAUGACCGGCCAAAAUUGCUGAAUGUACAUUUACCCAACACUAGCGCACCAUUGAAGCUGCACCCCAUCUGGCUUCGAGACCACUGUAGGUGUCCAGAAUGCUAUAACGACGUUACCUGUCAAAGAAACAACGAUAUCCUGAAAUUGAGUGAUCAAAUUGCGAUAUCAACUUAUUCACAGAGCGACGGUUUAUUGCACAUUUGCUGGUCUGACGGGCAUAAGUCAUCUUAUUCAAUCCCGUGGCUUGUUAGCAAUACUUACGACGGGAAGUACAAAGCACUACAAGAAGAGACGGACCGAUUGACUACAUGGGAUGGAACUACCGUGAAUUUAUUGGGUUUAGAGCCCAUUUCGCAUCAACGCCUGAUGAGUGAUGAUAAAAUAUUACGUGAAAUAUAUCGCCGGGUCUUUCAGUACGGCUUCGUCAAAAUAGAGCAAGUACCACCAACGAAACUUGACACCAGCGCGGUUAUCGAGCGUAUCUGCCGUAUGUCCCACACGGUCUUUGGAAAGUUUUGGGAAACCGGUACCAAUUUCGACCAUAAGGAUACGGGUUACCUGAACGGCUAUUUAGAAGCCCAUACAGACAACACUUAUUUUACUGAAGCGCAAGGGCUUUUGGUUUUUCAUUGUACUCAUUUCAAUGGGACGGGUUGCGAAUCUUUCUUGGUAGACGGAUUUCACGUGGCUAAGCAGUUAAAACAGCUUGAUCCUUCUGCCUACGAUUAUUUGUCCAAAGUAAAUAUGGAAGCCGAGUAUAUUGAACCAGGUGAGCAUUUCUCUUCUUGGGGUCCCAUCUUCCGUCAUCAUCCAGUGAGCCAUAAGUUGGAACAGAUUCGGUUCAACAUGCUAGAUCGGUCGCCUCUUUCUGGUAUCCCACAAGAGGAAGUCGGUACCCAUUAUCGUUAUCUAAAAACCAUGGCGACGCUCGUAAAGAAAAAAGAAAACGAAUAUCGGUUUCGUCUCUCACCAGGAACCGUGAUGAUAAUUGAUAACUGGAGGCUCUUGCAUGGGCGUGAAAGUUAUCAGGGUGAAAGAGUAUUGAGAGGUUGUUAUUAUUCCCGAUCGGACUUUAUGAGCAAAGCGCGACAUUAUGGAAUAAUAUCUUGAUUAAACUGCGCCACGAUUAAUUCGUCAAUGCACAAUAAAACAAUACCAUUUUCAAGACAAA
Messenger RNA from Daphnia pulex (common water flea), 1942 nucleotides. RefSeq names its product trimethyllysine dioxygenase, mitochondrial-like (gene Tmlh). The record is from RefSeq and is a predicted model, not a curated record. Gene Ontology annotation, cellular component: mitochondrion. NCBI's taxonomy places the organism in Eukaryota, Metazoa, Arthropoda, Branchiopoda, Diplostraca, Daphniidae. Gene Ontology annotation, molecular function: iron ion binding; trimethyllysine dioxygenase activity. The coding region runs from base 625 to 1881 and encodes 418 amino acids. The transcript has 7 exons. Gene Ontology annotation, biological process: carnitine biosynthetic process.